AAUUGAAAGAGAAAAAAAAAAUGACUGAAAGAAAGAGAGAGAGAGAGAGAGAGAGAGAGAGUAGUAGUAGGCUUUAUUGAUCCUGUAGGGGAAAUUGCUUUGUUAUAACACACAUCACUGUUGUAUAAAUCUCUAUUAUGAUAUGGCAAAAGUCCAGAUUCACCAAUGACGAUUUAAACAGUCUGAUAGCAGUGUGUAGUGUGUAACACUCGAGCGUCUGGAGAAGUUCCAUGAGGCUCCAUGUGCAGGAGUUUUAUGAAAACACGUUCAAAAGAAAGAAAGAGGUGUGUAAGUGUCCAGUAUUCAGUGGAGGAGACAAAGCCUGGUCUGAUGUGACAGAGUGGGAGACAUUGUCCAUGAUGGUCAUCAGUUUGGACACAAGUCUGCUCUCCAGCAACUUCUAGUAGGUUUAAGAUCAGACCAAAUUGACACCUUCUUAUGAGUUGCAAUAAGUUCAAUAUGUUGGCCUUUCCACUUAUUACACCAGAAGCAAUUGGCACUCAUGGAACAAUGUACCACAGACGUUAAAAGACCUCAGCCUCCUCAAAAAGAAUUGAAGGUUCUGCAGUAUUUUUCAGCGUUCUCAGCACUACUGAUUUCUUUGCCUGGCUGUGGGAAGUGGACACAGAGACGAGUCACACGUCUUGCUGAGCUGCCUGGAAGCUGAAGUUGAACACAUACUUGUUCUCAAACACACACACACAUUCGUGCCCAGAGCUGCUGUCAUGGCCCCAGAAUUCAGUGCGUCACUCUGGUGAGCGGUGGGGCGAACCAGGCAGAAGACAUGUUGGCACGGAGGGACGGGUACCGCACUGAAACUAGCUGUAGUAACCAUGGAAACGGUGUGGAGGAGCUUGGCCUGUGUUGGGGUCAUCGCCAUGGUAACCGCCGGCGUGGGAGCGAGCGCCUCUGCUCAGGAGGGUCAAGCUACAUUCCUCUCCACUCUGGCUCACUAUGAGAUCGCCGUCCCAGUCCGCGUUGGCCCUCGGGGUGAGUCGCUGCACGAUGGCGAGGCCUCAGACAGGCACAGACGUCAUCGGCGGAGCACCGAGACGAAACAGGAGGUUCCUGAGCCGCAGCUUUAUUACCAGCUGUCCAUGCCGAGCGCCAGUCUCUUCCUGAACCUCACGCUGCAGAGCGGCCUGCUGUCCCGCAGGUUCCGCGUCGAAUACUGGAGGAAGGGCAGAGUUGUGUGGAGUCACCCGUACUCCUCCGGCUGCCAGUAUGUGGGGCAUCUGCAGCACCAACCCCAGUCCAGCACUGUGGCCCUCAGUAACUGCAAUGGCCUGCAGGGCGUGAUCGUAGCUGGUGGAGAGGAAUACCUCAUUGAACCUUUGGUUUCUGCUGAAAACCAAACGAGUGUGGAUGGGAAAGAAGAGCGCCCCCAUGUGGUGUACAAGAGAUCGUCUCUGCGACAUCUCUACAUGGACCAGUCCUGUGGAGUCAUCGACGAGAAACCGAGCAAAAGCUUCGAUUGGUGGCAGAGAACGAUUAAACCGCCCAACCAGAUGGGCCGUGGCCAGCUGCCCCUGAAGCGCUCGGUUAGCCGCGAGCGCUACGUAGAGACACUGGUGGUAGCCGAUAAGAUGAUGGUGUCAUACCAUGGGCGGCGUGACAUCGAGCAGUACAUUCUGGCUGUCAUGAAUAUUGUUGCCAAACUGUUCCAGGAUUCUAGCCUGGGGAACGCAGUGAACAUUGUGGUGACUCGACUGAUCCUACUAAUGGAGGACCAGCCGACGCUGGAGAUCAACCACCAUGCGGGGAAGUCUUUAGACAGUUUCUGUAAGUGGCAGAAAUCCAUCCAGCAGAGCAACGGCCAUGGAAACGCCAUCCCCGAAAACGGCAUUGCACCCCACGACACGGCCGUCCUCAUCACGAGAUAUGACAUCUGCAUCUACAAGAACAAGCCGUGUGGGACACUCGGCCUGGCCUCGGUUGGUGGAAUGUGUGAGCCGGAGAGAAGCUGCAGUAUAAAUGAAGACAUCGGUCUGGCCACGGCGUUCACCAUCGCUCACGAGAUUGGACACACGUUCGGUAUGAAUCACGAUGGCGUAGGGAACCCGUGUGGAGCCCGCAGUCAGGAGACGGCUAAGCUCAUGGCCGCCCACAUCACCAUGAAGACGAACCCCUUCGUUUGGUCAGCCUGCAGCCGCGAUUACAUCACAAACUUCCUCAACUCUGGAAUGGGUUCGUGUGUGAACAACGUUCCCCCGAAGCAGGAGUUUGCGUAUCCCACCACGGCGCCCGGGCAGGCCUAUGACGCCGAUGAGCAGUGCCGUUUCCAGUACGGAAUAAAAUCUCGGCAGUGUAAAUAUGGGGAGGUGUGCAGUGAGCUGUGGUGUAUGAGUAAGAGUAACCGCUGUAUAACCAGCAGCAUCCCCGCAGCGGAAGGCACCAUCUGCCAGACCAGCACCAUAGACAAAGGGUGGUGCUACAAGCGGAUGUGUGUGCCGUACGGCACUCGCCCGGAAGGAGUGGACGGUCAGUGGGGUGCGUGGUCUCCGUGGGAGGAGUGCAGUCGUACCUGUGGGGGCGGAGUCUCCUCCUCUGUUCGCCACUGCGACAGCCCCAGGCCGACCGUAGGAGGACGCUUCUGUCUGGGAGAGAGGAAAAGGUUCAAAUCCUGCAACAUCGAGGAGUGCCCUCCUGGGUCUCAGGAUUUCCGAGAGAUUCAGUGCUCGGAUUUUGACAGCGUUCCUUUCCGGGGGAAAUUCUACACCUGGAAGCCGUACAGAGGCGGUGGAGUAAAAUCAUGCUCUCUGAACUGCCUGGCUGAGGGUUAUAACUUCUACACUGAGCAUGCUCCGGCGGUGGUGGAUGGGACGCCGUGCAGAGACGACUCUCUGGACGUGUGUGUUAAUGGCGAGUGUAAGCAUGUGGGCUGUGAUAAAAUCCUCGGCUCGGAUGCCCGUGAGGACCGCUGCCGUGUGUGUGGGGGUGACGGGAGCAGCUGCGAGGCCAUCGAGGGCGUCUUCAACGAUUCGCUGCCUGAAGGAGGUUAUGAAGAGGUGAUCAGGAUUCCUAAAGGAUCUGUGUUCAUUCAUAUACAGGAACUCAACAUUUCUCUUAAUUAUCUCGUCCUGAAAAGCAAAAGCGACCAGUACUUCAUCAACGGCAAGCUGACCAUCGACACGCCGCGCCGGUUCGACAUCGCCGGGACGACUUUCCACUACCGCCGACCCGCCGAUCAGCCUGAGACCCUGGAGGCGGUGGGGCCCACCAAUAUGACACUCGUUGUCAUGGUGUUGGUGAGGGAAGAGAACCAAGGUAUCCAUUACCGCUUUAAUCCCCCUAUAAACAGAGACACUCAGAGCGUCUUCACCUGGCACUCUACAUCCUGGAGCCGCUGCUCCGUCUCAUGCGCUGGAGGGUUUCAGAUCCAGCAGGUGGUGUGUAAGAAACAAUCCGAUCACUCGGUGGUUUUCAAUCACUUCUGUGACAAGAAGAGCAAGCCCAAAGAGAAGAAACGUGCGUGCAACGCGGCGCCGUGUCCUCCAACCUGGUGGGUUAGCGAGUGGUCCGAGUGCAGCAGGAGUUGUAGUGGAGGCGUGCGGACGCGGGAGGUGCUGUGUAAGAGGAAGAUCAGCUCCGUGGAAGAGAAGGUUCAGGACGAUUCGUCCUGUCUCCAACCGCGGCCUCCCGUCACCGAACCCUGCAAUAAUCACACCUGUCCACCUGAGUGGCACGCCCUCGACUGGUCCGAGUGCACUCCCAGCUGUGGUCCAGGUUACAGGCAGAGGGUGAUACUGUGCAGGAGUGGAGAGAGCGGAGAUACUCUGGCAGAGUCCGAGUGUCCGAGACACAGCCGCCCCACCACCAGGAUGCGCUGUAACCUGCAGCGCUGCCCUCCUCCUCAGUGGCUCACUGGACCAUGGAGCGAGUGUUCAGCUAAGUGUGGUAUGGGGCAUCAGAUGCGCUCGGUACAGUGUGUGUCACACACCGGCCUGCCGUCCAAUGAGUGUCCAGAGCUGCAUCGACCCGCCUUCAUGCAGCAGUGCAGGAGCAAGUGUGACCUCAGCGUCCCCACGGACAACCCUGAGGAGUGUAAAGAUGUGAACACAGUGGCGUACUGCCCCCUGGUGCUCAGGUUCAAGUUCUGCAGCCGCCCAUAUUUCCGACAGAUGUGCUGCAAGACCUGCCAAGGACACUGACCUCCUCUUUUCUCCUUUCUCUCUCUCACUCUCUCUCUCUCUCUCUCUCUAUUUAUCUAUCUGCUCCCUCACUCACUACUUUCCAUGCUCGGAGUGCCAGUCCUGCCUCAGAGAGAGAGAGGGUGGGGGGGUGGGGAAGGAACGAGGGAGAGAGACUGUGCUGCUGUCCUCCACUCUCCCAAACCAGCUGCUCUGGUGCAGUUCCUGUGAAUGUCAGAUGGUCAGAGAGAGAUUCGUCUUCUGUUAGUUGUCCUGAACAUGGUGCUAGUUCUUGUUUCAUCCAUACUUCAGACGGGAUACUUCAUUUCUACUCAGUUACAGCUACAACCGAGCACAGGACUGCACAGAUUACUGCUUUUCCCUGCUUAUAUUCUCGUACCAGAAUACAAAUCCAGUUUCUACUGCGGCAAAUGUUAUUCCGUUAUUAAUUACGGCUCUUGAUUCCGCACGGCCGCCAUCUGGCUCUGGAGUGAAAUCAGGAACCUUGUUUCAAGCAUCAUUUGCAUUUUAUUAAAAUGGAGAAGAUGUGGGAAGUUCUAAAAAUGUCAAAGAAGGAAGUUUCUAUUCACCCGGGCUUUUAGACUGAUGAGUUUAAUUGCGUCUCAUCAGCACAGAACUGAAAACAAACUCGGUUUUGUCCAGGACGUAAAUAUCAUCGUGAUGAAGCUGUAAUGUAAGGAAAACCCCCGAACUGAACUGUGCAGUGCUGUGCUGUGUUAAAAAAAACAACAACACACACACACUAAUGACCACAAUAUUCACUGUUUACAUCGUUUCUGUUUUUGACGUGUUUAUUUUUACUAUAGGAAAUAUUUCUUUGUCCUUAUUAGGAGAUUUCGCCGUCUGUGACGAGAUCGCGUCGUACAGGUGGGAGGUUAAAAAAAAAAAGUCAAGAUAAAAUUCAGCCAAAAAUCAUAUUUACACGGUGUUCCUCUCUCAGACGUAUUCGAUCAACCAAGAAAUGUUGGUCGCGUGACGUUUUACGCCGAUGUGUGCCGAUGUGGUUUGGGACACGGUGUUAGUCUACAGUUCGGGGAAGGUGAGCGGAGUGGAGUGGCUUAAACACGUACGUUAAUGAUUCUCAAAUUAUUUCCAGAUAUUUAUAUUCUUGUAUCGAAAUUGUCGUCAUGGUGACGGAUGAAAACACGCCGUAUCGUUCAAGUCGACUUUGCACGCUUAUCCAAAGAAAGUUAGCGUCCUUCUGGCAAUCAGGAACUUCUCAAAGAUUUAGAUGUCACAUGAGAUGCCUUUUUCCCUAGGCCUUUUUAUCCCAGGCAAAGUGCAUGUGUGUGGGGAGAAGUGAAAGACCUCCAGGCCUUUUUCCCUAGGCCUUUUUAUCCCAGGCAAAGUGCAUGUGUGUGGGGAGAAGUGAAAGAUCUCCAGGCCUUUUUCCCUAGGCCUGUUUAUCCCAGGCUAAGUGCACUGUGUGUGGGGAGAAGUGAAAGACCUCCAGGCCUUUUUCCCUAGGCCUUUUUAUCCCAGGCAAAGUGCAUGUGUGUGGGGAGAAGUGAAAGGUCUCCAGGCCUUUUUCCCUAGGCCUGUUUAUCCCAGGCUAAGUGCACUGUGUGUGGGGAGAAGUGAAAGACCUCCAGGCCUUUUUCCCUAGGCCUUUUUAUCCCAGGCAAAGUGCAUGUGUGUGGGGAGAAGUGAAAGAUCUCCAGGCCUUUUUCCCUAGGCCUGUUUAUCCCAGGCUAAGUGCACUGUGUGUGGGAAGAAGUGAAAGAUCUCCAGGCCUUUUUCCCUAGGCCUUGUUAUCCCAGGCAAAGUGCAUGUGUGUGGGGAGAAGUGAAAGAUCUCCAGGCCUUUUUCCCUAGGCCUUUUUAUCCCAGGCUAAGUGCACUGUGUGUGGGAAGAAGUGAAAGAUCUCCAGGCCUUUUUCCCUAGGCCUUGUUAUCCCAGGCUAAGUGCACUGUGUGUGGGAAGAAGUGAAAGAUCUCCAGGCCUUUUUCCCUAGGCCUUGUUAUCCCAGGCUAAGUGCAUGUGUGUGGGGAGAAGUGAAAGACCUCCAGGCCUUUUUCCCUAUUUCUUCAAUUAUAUCUCAAAUAAUUCAGGUCUUCACUUUGGAGAAAUACCGAGAUUAAAGUCCGUCCAAAAAACCCCCCAAAAAAUCGGAUUCAGCGUACAGAUCGAAUCGGGUAUGGUCUAUUCCUUUUCACUUUAUGUAAGAAAAAUUUCAAAAGUCUUGGCUGAUCGACUACUUUUGGGAUGAAAAGAAACCUUGUGGGAAUGCGAUUUUUUUUUUUUUACUCAGUCGAUCUAUUCCUGUAAUUCAUUUAGUUUUCUUUAAAAAAAAAAAAAAAAAAAAAGUUGUUAUGGCCUGAUCAACCAUU
Messenger RNA from Ictalurus furcatus (blue catfish), 6481 nucleotides. It is a transcript of the gene adamts10, whose product is annotated as ADAM metallopeptidase with thrombospondin type 1 motif, 10. Bases 834 to 4151 code for a protein of 1105 amino acids. The transcript is spliced from 25 exons. Gene Ontology annotation, cellular component: extracellular matrix. NCBI's taxonomy places the organism in Eukaryota, Metazoa, Chordata, Actinopteri, Siluriformes, Ictaluridae. Gene Ontology annotation, molecular function: metalloendopeptidase activity. The record is from RefSeq and is a predicted model, not a curated record. Gene Ontology annotation, biological process: extracellular matrix organization; proteolysis.